Molecule: messenger RNA, 1846 nt
Organism: Xyrauchen texanus (razorback sucker)
Lineage: Eukaryota; Metazoa; Chordata; Actinopteri; Cypriniformes; Catostomidae
Product: cathepsin S-like
Exons: 8
Coding region: 95-1084 (329 amino acids)
Biological process (GO): immune response
Cellular component (GO): lysosome
Molecular function (GO): cysteine-type endopeptidase activity
Source: RefSeq, a predicted model, not a curated record
UGAUGGAACAAAAUAAAGCAACUAGGAACUCACCGACAUUCACAUCCUCUCCAAGUGACGAGAAGUGCAGUUUAACAAGAGUGCACAGGCAAAGAUGUUCAGGAGCUUGCUGUUUGCAGUGUGUUGUGGUGCAGCACUGGCCCAUUUUAACUCCAAUCUAGACCAGCACUGGGAGAUGUGGAAGAAGACUCAUGGCAAGUUUUACUCCAGUGAGGUUGUGGAACUGGGCAGGAGGGAGUUGUGGGAGAGAAAUGUUCAACUUAUUACACUCCACAACCUGGAGGCCUCCAUGGGCAUGCAUACCUAUGAUUUGGGCAUGAAUCAAAUGGGUGACAUGACGACAGAAGAAAUCCUGCGAACAUUUGCUGUAACCCGUAUCCCACCUGGCCUAAAGAGGCAAAAGGCGAAUAUCGUAGGCUCUUCUGGGGAUCCUCUCCCUGACUCUCUGGACUGGAGAGAUAAGGGCUAUGUUACCAGUGUGAAGAUGCAGGGUGCUUGUGGUUCCUGUUGGGCAUUUAGUUCUGUUGGGGCUCUUGAAGGACUGCUAAAGAAGACCACAGGAAAGCUGGUGGACCUCAGUCCUCAAAACCUGGUGGACUGUUCCUCCAAAUAUGGCAACAAGGGCUGCAAUGGUGGAUUUAUGAGCUCUGCCUUCCAGUAUGUCAUUGAUAAUGGGGGAAUAGACCCAGAGUCCUCUUACCCUUAUGAAGGAGUGCAAGGGCAGUGCAGAUACAAUCCAACCCAGAACGCAGCAAACUGCACCAAGUACUAUUUUGUCCGUCAGGGAGAUGAGGAGGCCCUAAAGCAGGCUCUGUUUAAUGUCGGACCCAUUUCAGUGGCUAUUGAUGCCACCCGCCCUCAGUUUAUCCUGUACCGCAGUGGAGUUUACAAUGACCCAACCUGCACCAAAAACGUGAACCAUGCAGUGCUUACUGUGGGAUAUGGUACAAUGGAUGGACAGGACUAUUGGCUGGUCAAAAACAGCUGGGGCACCUACUUUGGAGAUGGUGGCUAUGUCCGUAUAGCCCGAAAUCACAACAACAUGUGUGGAAUUGCUUCGUAUGCCUGCUAUCCAGAUGUGUAACUGAAACCCUGUUGAAACAGACUGUUGAACUUGUCAAAAGAUAAUUAUAUUUGUAUAAUCUUUUUUUCUAGCUUAUUGUUCUAAAUCAAAAUUAUUUUUAAAUUUCAGAUGUAUUUUUAAAUAUCUUACUAAAUAAAUAUUCUAUUUUAGAACUGUUUCUAUUGCUUGUUCUAGAUCUUUAAAGGAAAUAGGCUUUCACACUUUUAAGUUUACAAAUGACUUGGGGGUUUUAUUCAGUGCAACAUCACAACAAACAGUUUCACAUGAGGUAUUAAAGGAGAUAUAUGUAUAUAUAUUUUAUUAAUUAUUUUCAAAAUCAGCACACAGUUGUGAUUGACAUUUAAGAUUGCUGUGAUUUUUACACCUUUGGUUGAUUAGCCACAUGUUUAAGGUAACGCAAGGGGACAAUGGCAUAAAAUGACAGCUGUUCACACCAGCAGAAAGGGAUUUUAGAUGAGUGACAACUUUAAAAAAAAAAAAUAAAAAAAGACUUUCUACCUUAAAGUCUGCUUAUCUAAAUCAGUAGAUCUCCAGACACCAAAAUGUAUAAACUAUGUCAGAGUGCCCUGGCUCUCCAGGGGAGAAUUAUGUUGGCCUAUUUUUUUAUUUUAUUUUUGUUCCAACAACCAAUUUGUUCAGGUUUUCUCAUUUUAUUUUCCUAUUGGAUGGUUCAUAUGACAGUGUUAGAGAAUCACUGCACCAUAUUUGUAGACCGUUUCAGACAUAUUUAACAUUUUGGUCUCAAUCCUCUCCUCUUUUCUA